Molecule: messenger RNA, 4712 nt
Organism: Lottia gigantea (owl limpet)
Lineage: Eukaryota; Metazoa; Mollusca; Gastropoda; Lottiidae
Exons: 9
Coding region: 185-1483 (432 amino acids)
Cellular component (GO): membrane
Source: RefSeq, a predicted model, not a curated record
AUUUAUACUCACCGGCACGUGAAUGGCUGACUAGUGGGAGUUGAUUUCAUCUGAUUUUAUUUAUUUCUGUUGUCAUUCCAUCGUCAAAUCGAAGCUAAAAAGUAAAGUUGAGUGACUUGACAAGAAGGAAGCUAUUACACAACACGGCUCAGACUUCAAGCAGAUCUGAAACUAUAUCAACAAAAUGAAGAUUUUAAUAUUUUGCCUAGCUGUUGCUCUUGUUCAUGGUGCUGAAUACAGAUUCCCCACCAAUGAAUCGGAACCAGCCUGUAAAUUAAUGAAGAUCACAGCUGUUAUGGAAUUGAUGCAGACAAGUCAAGAUCAAAAUGAUACAAAGACAGUGACUGUUAAACUUGCCGAGUUACCAGUAAAAGUUGAAGAUGGAGCCUGUCUUGAACCCAACCAAACUUCCACCAAUCUAGAUCUCAAUAUUAAAGAUGGUGCUGCUGCCUGGGGAUUCCUGUUUACGAUUGAUGCCAAGAAGAAUUUGUUUAUGGCCAGCACCUUUAGUUUUACUCCUAAUGAUUUUUUUUCGAAUGAUGAAAAUGAAACUGUCAGUGUGAAUAUUCCAUCAGAACAAUUAUCAGAAUAUACUAAAUCUUAUAUCUGUGAUGCUGCCAUCACUUCCAUGUUCAAUGCAACUCCAGUGGAAAAUAGUACCUACUUUUACAGUCUUAGCCUGACAGUCAGUGACUUCCAGGUACAGAUUGAUGGCAUUGAGAAUAGCACUUUCUCUGAGGGUGACCACUGCCAAGAAGAUACAAAGACAACAACAGCAAUGCCAGUUACUACCACCGAAAACCCUGGCCCUGGAAAACCUCCAGUGAAUAACUUCACCAUUCCUGGUAAUUGUAUCCUGAUCAAAUCCGCUCUAGCUGUAGAACUUCCAUACCAGACUGCUUCACAGAACACAAGUAAAACUAUCAAUGUACCUGUGGUACCAGCCAAGGAUGUAAAAGGUAACUGUAACCUGACUAGUAACUCCCAGAUGCUGUCGUUUAAGUUCUUUGACACCUGGGUUAUGUCGUUCAUCUUCACUGCUGAUGGAGACAGUCUACAGGCCAGUGUUGAUGAUUCCAGAGCCUACCAUCUUAGUAAUGUAAGCUUGGUGUACACUGAAGAUCCCAAACAUUUUCCCAAUACUUCUAAUCCAGGGGCUGCGAAGACAGUAUCAGCUAAUGGAUUGGAUCAGUUUAAAGUGGAAGGGGAUCAAAGUUCAUUUAAAUGUAAUUCAGAAACUGAUUUGGACUUGGGUAAUGGAGCCAAGUUAGACAUCAGUAAUUUCCAGUACCGUGCCUUUGCAAAUGAUAAUUCUACUGAUUUUGGUAGUAGUGGUGUUAAUGAAUGUUCCGCUGAUUCUGAUUCUAACAGUGUCGUACCAAUAGCAGUAGGAGCAGCUCUGGCUGGAUUGGUUGUUAUAGUUCUUAUUGCCUAUUUGAUUGGUCGACGACGUAGUAAACGUACUGGAUAUGAAUCCGUGUAAAACUCUGUUUAAUUGUGAUGAAUGAUAGAGCAAAUGAUAUUUUGUGAUAAAUCGUUUCGUAUUGGUCGGGGGAAAGAUAUUUAUUCAUAUCAAGGGGAUUUACAUCGAGUGGAACUGACUUCGGGGCUUGAAUGAUUUCAUUUUUCUAUCCUUGAUCACUAUAAAAUAAAAUGAAAUCAAGCUUGUCCCUCAACACAAUAUGAGUCUGACUUUAAAUUGAUAAUUUGAACCUGAUUUCAAAGUGAACUGCUAGUGUUUACGUUUGUAAAUAUUCUUAGAUGUGGAUGAAUAUCUUUGAAAGGCUAAAAUUGAAAAUUAACCUUAUGAAAGAAAGAAAAUUAGUUCAAAGGAAAAAUGUAUUAAAAUCCAUCUUAUUUGUUGACCCUGCCUAGCUUAACUCUUUAUUAUGACAAUGUAAUGCGCUUUGAUUCCGUUUAAAUGAUAUUGUUAACAAACAAUUGUUCUUGAAACAAGGUCUAGUUGUUGAAGUAAAGAAUUAAGCCAUGGCAUUAGUUUUUCUUCCCCAGCCAAUGCUUUUGUGAGAGUUACAUCCAGAUUGAGUAGACUAUCAAUGUAAUUCCAAAAUCCAAUAAACAUUGAUCACUUGUAUGUUCUUUAUGUUGCAUGUUAUAGUGUCAGUAUUUUUUGAAGUUAUUUAUACACCAAUUGAAGGCUGUAAAUGGUGUAUCUGUCAUCAAAUUCACAUCCCUUAAACUGUGAUGGAUUCAUCCACACACAUGCUUUUCCUAUGUGUAUGUUAACAAUUUUAUGGGCUUUAGGAAGAGUUCAUUUGCUAAAUAAGGGUGUUUUUUUUAUGUCAGUCAAAUUAUUUUUAGCCUUGUACAUAAAUAUAUAUAUCAAUGAGAAUAUUUCGAUAUCACUCUGUAAUUACUGCACUAUAUUAUAAAUGAAAAUUCGAAUUUCACCCAGCCAUUAAUACAUUGAGCUCUAUUUUACAAAUUAAGAUAUUUCUUGUUACCGGUAAAGGUAUUUCUUGUAUUAUUAUAGUCUAUUUUAUAGGAAUAUUUCUAUAUCACUCUGUAAUUAAUACAUUGAGCUCUUUAUAACCAGAAUAAAAAAAAAAUUAUUGUAUAUAUGAGUUUUGGUAAUUAAUUUAUGUAUAUUAUAUAUGUUUAUGCACAUUCAGGGACAAACAAUCACUAACAGCCUCUUUUAUUUUGUGGUAACGAAAAUAGUAUUGUGUUUUUCACCAAAAGAAAAGACCACUAUUCCAUUCUCUAAGGCAGUAUAAAGUAAUUGAAACUAGACAAUAAAGACUGUCGUGUUUAAUACGCCCACACUCACGAUAAGUUAUAUGGUAUCCCUGAAGUGCAUAAAUAUCUUGGCUAACCUGUAGUUAGUUUGUUUUCUAGAGUAUUGAAAUAUUGUUGCUUUGCUUGGUGCAUUGACAUUCAUGUAAAAUAAGUCAUCGAAUAUGUGAAACCAGGGUUGCUAUUUAUGGACCCAUCUAUAAUACUAUGUUAUAUAGAAAAUUUAUCCAUUUCUUCAUUCUUAAAAGUAGUACGAGAAACUCUGAACCUAUGUAUUGGCUCAAACAGAUAAAUUUAAUCGAUUAUCGUGAGGGUAAAAAAGAAAUGACAUGGAAAACAGCCACAGCUCUUUGAGCGUCUGGGUUUCUUGAGAACUUAAGUCAUUUAAAACAACCUCAACAAUACAGGCUAAAUUGACUAUGUCUAGGUACUUCAGUCAGAUAUGGCUGACAAAUACCGUAUAUUUGCCUGUAUAGUCCGCAUUUUUUUUACCAUUGUGGUGAUGCUAAAAUAGUCAUGAAUGCUGCUUUGUAUGCUGUGAUAAAUUGUAUUGACCUGAUUGAAUUCAUUGUCAGAUGUCACCAAGGCAUGUUAUAAUCUGAUUAAGAUAUGAAUGCACAUCCAGGGAGUGAUUCAAACUCUGAACUUGUCAGUCUAUUAAGUUUUAGGUAGAAUAAAUAGUAACAAAACAGACUAUAUAUUUCUGACUUUUAUUAUGUUGGUUUAAACUACCAAAACGUAUUGCAAGAGUAUACCCUAGUAUCACCAUUGUAAGAAUUGUUGAAAAAAUCUUGCCACUCAAUUAUUUGCCAAUCUAUAAAAGGAAUAAUCAUUGUUUUAUGUCUCAUAUGCUUACAGCUUUUUGAAAGAAAUAAUCUGUUUUCCCAAAUCUUUCACCAUAACAUCCAAUCUAUGCUUCAAAAUAUAAAAUUGUUGAAUAAUCCCACUUUCUGUGGACAUAUGGUUACUUAAAAUUGUCCCUUGAUGUGUAUAUCUAUCUUUGCUGAAGAUAUGUAUUAAGAUAUAGUUUGUUUUAGACCAUAGUAAGAACAUGAAUAAUGCAAAAGAUCAUGAUACUUGAUUAAGUGAAAUUCCAAUGUAAUUAUUCCAUAUAUAUAUAUAUUCUAUCUGGAAACCUGGACAAAAAACGGUAACUUUCCAAGACUAGGCCAGUCACUCUAUGACACAUCACAACCUUAAGUGGACUCUCUCACACGCAUGCUUUCACCAAAGUGUAUUUGCUAGUAUCAGCGAGGACUUUUUGUUGUCAGUCAAAUUAUUUUCAGUCCAGCAUCAGCAUAGCUAAUUAUAGAGAUGGGUACAAAAUGGUAUAAUGACUGAAACGUUAUAUUGUCCCACUUCUGAUUAUAACUGACAUCCUAUUAGGGUUAAACAGAAAGUAACAAUUUAUUUUUACAAUUUUAUUUUUAUAACCAAAAGUUUGUAUUCAUAAAUGUAUUUUGUUGAAGUUUUUUUAGGUUUAAAGCAUUAUGUAACUUAGUAUAGCAAAGUGCUUGUGAAUGAAUUACGCAGUAUUUUUUCUUCCUUUAUAGUGAAAGGGGUUAAUUGUGGACACCAGGCUGGCCAAUGGCGUUUUCUUUUCUUGAGAAGGAUUCGAAGCCACUGAAUCUAAUUACAAUCCAGCUUGCUGCCUACUUGGUUUUUACAAAGCAGUUAUUAUUUUCUUGUUGCUGAAAUUCAUUCAAUACGCAAAGACUUUGCUUACGGUAUUUUUUGUUAAGUUAUAUUUAGAUCUAUUAGUGCUAUUAAAACAACUACAGAAUGGAAACAGCCUAGGAACUGUUAAGUUCCCAGAUAUUAAUCAUCUGAACAUUUCACAGUUACUCCAUCAUACUUGUCUUGUAAUUCCGAUUGAAAAUUUAUUGUGUAAAAUAUUAUGUAAAAUUUGAAAUUAUCUUAGAAAUUGAAAUAAAAUGCUUAUAGAAAUCUAAAACAUU